AUUUCGACCUAAAAUUCCACCCCCUUCGUCUAUCUUCCAACCUCGUCUUCUUCUCUUGUCGUCGCCCUCGUCCUCCCCUCUACCAAGGGGGGCGCAUGAGCUAGUGUGGACUGGAGAUCCAUCCAUCUGCUGGACCUGGAUUGACUUUUUCUUUCCUAGGGACAUCCGAGGAUGUCGACUCCUGCGAGGAAGCGACUGAUGAGGGAUUUCAAGCGGUUGAUGCAGGACCCUCCGGCCGGCAUAAGUGGCGCCCCGCAGGAUAGCAACAUACUGCUAUGGAAUGCUGUGAUCUUUGGCCCUGACGAUACUCCAUGGGAUGGAGGUACGUUCAAGCUAACUCUCCAGUUUACUGAAGAAUAUCCAAACAAGCCACCAACUGUGCGAUUUGUUUCUCGGAUGUUUCAUCCCAACAUUUAUGCUGAUGGGAGCAUUUGCUUAGAUAUCCUGCAAAAUCAGUGGAGCCCAAUAUAUGAUGUAGCUGCUAUACUUACAUCUAUCCAGUCGUUGCUGUGUGAUCCAAACCCAAAUUCGCCUGCUAACUCCGAAGCUGCCCGCAUGUUCAGCGAAAACAAGCGCGAGUACAACCGCAAAGUGCGGGAGGUUGUGGAGCAGAGCUGGACGGCGGACUGAUGUAUUGCAUCGCGCAGCUUCACACUGCGCCCCUCUGUUCCGUCCCAUACCAAAUUGCAUGUGCUUGUGUAACUGAAUAGACGAAUUCAGCUGUGACUGCUGUUCUGUAUGAGCUCCCGUGCUGCUCUAUCCUGGCUGGACCUGUGGAGACUGUUCCGUUUCGAUUUUUACCUAUGCUGAAUCUGGAAUACAAGCUCAACUAUUCUAGCAUUAUGCAGACAUUUUACGAACUUU
This is a messenger RNA of Panicum hallii, 864 nucleotides long. RefSeq names its product ubiquitin-conjugating enzyme E2 2-like. The record is from RefSeq and is a predicted model, not a curated record. The transcript has 6 exons. Lineage: Eukaryota; Viridiplantae; Streptophyta; Magnoliopsida; Poales; Poaceae. The coding region runs from base 172 to 630 and encodes 152 amino acids.